This is a messenger RNA of Paramormyrops kingsleyae, 8790 nucleotides long. RefSeq names its product phospholipid-transporting ATPase ABCA1. NCBI's taxonomy places the organism in Eukaryota, Metazoa, Chordata, Actinopteri, Osteoglossiformes, Mormyridae. Gene Ontology annotation, cellular component: membrane; intracellular membrane-bounded organelle. Gene Ontology annotation, molecular function: lipid carrier activity; ATP binding; ABC-type transporter activity. The record is from RefSeq and is a predicted model, not a curated record. Gene Ontology annotation, biological process: transmembrane transport; lipid transport.
AUCUGACCGAUAGUAACCUCGGCUCCUCCAGCGGCGGCUGUGCUAUAAAAGCUCCGGGAGGUAAAAAAAUAAAACAGCACUGUUACAUUGCGAGUGAGGACGUGUGCGCUGUGAAAUUAGUGAGGGGAAAAAGUAGACAAAGGACUACUUUUGUUUUUUUCCCCUUUUGGAGUAUUUUCAACUUACACGCAUUAAGAAGUCGGUUGCAGCUUUCAGGGAAGAGUCGGAAGCCGGAGACUGCUGGGUGGGAAUUCCAGCGGCAAGAUGUCCAUCUCCACUCAGCUGGGCCUGCUGCUCUGGAAGAACUUCACCUACAGACGACGGCAAACGAUCCAGCUGCUGAUCGAAGUCAUAUGGCCGCUCUUUAUCUUCUUCAUCCUGAUUUCCGUGAGGAUUUACUACCCACCGUAUCAGCAGCACGAAUGCCAUUUCCCCAACAAGGCCAUGCCCUCUGCGGGCACCCUGCCCUGGGUCCAGGGCAUAAUUUGCAAUGCCAAUAACCCCUGCUUCCGUCACCCCACCCCUGGAGAGUCCCCAGGAGUGGUUGGAAACUUCAACCAGUCUAUUAUUUCGCGCCUGUUCUCCGAUGCCAAGAAGAUCCUGCUAUACAGUCAGCAUGAUAAGAGCCUGGAGGGAUUUAAAGACCUAAUCCAAGCCCUGAAGAUCAUGCAGAGCAACACGACAGGCUUCAAGUUGAAGGACUUCCUCCGUGACAAUGAGACGCUCUCCUCGUUCCUGGUCCACAAUGCUUCAUUUUCUGAAUAUUCUGUCAAUGAGAUUGUGGAGGCUGAUGUAAACUUGGAAAAGGUGCUGAUUAAGGGCUUCGGUGUACACUUAAAGGACAUGUGCAACAAGACUGCUCUCCAGAACUUCGUGACAAUCAAGGACAAGAACGUGUCACAACUCGCCCAGGACAUCAUCUGCAAAUCCUCGCGGUCCUGGCUCAGCCAGGCUGAGAGACUCUUCCUAUCCAACCUAGACUUCCUAAAACCUAUACGGACGGAUGUGAAGACGGACCCCCAUGACGUUCAGCAGGUCUCAGAGGCCACGGAUUAUCUUCUGGAGAGCCUAGGUGCACUGGCAGUAGAGCUGGCCAGCAUGAAGAGCUGGACGGACAUGCGCAGCGAGAUCCUGUACCUGACGGAAAACGCCAACGACUCGCCCACCCAGAUGUACCAGGCGGUGUCGCGCAUCGUCUGCGGGCACCCAGAGGGCGGGGGUCUAAAGAUCAAGUCCCUCAACUGGUAUGAGGACAGUAACUACAAAGCACUGUUUGGCAACCACAACGACAGCGAGGAGGAGCCAGUCUCCGUCUAUGACAACUCCUCAUCUCCGUACUGUAAUAACUUGAUGAAGAGUAUGGAGUCCAGUCCCAUUUCUCGCAUGAUCUGGAGAGCCUUGAAACCCCUGCUGGUGGGCAAGAUCCUCUACACUCCUGACACUCCGGCCACUCAGAAGAUAAUCAAAGAAGUCAACAGGACUUUUCAGGAUUUAGGGAUCCUACGAGACCUGGGUGGUAUGUGGGAGGAGAUCAGGCCCAAGGUGUGGAGCUUCAUGGAAAACAGCAAAGAGAUGAACCUCGUCCGGACCCUACUCCAGAACAACGCCAGCGCCCGCUUCUUCAACGCCCAGCUUCAGGGCACGCAGUGGAAAGUGGGAGAUGUGUUCAGCUUUCUGGCCAAGCAUUCUGAAGACACACGCCCUCCCGGGACAACCUAUACCUGGAGGGACGUCUUUAAUGAGACAGAUCAGGCGGUGCGGGCCAUUACACGCUUCAUGGAGUGUGUCAACUUAGAUAAGCUGGAGCCGGUCACCAAUGAGGAGAGGCUGGUGAACAAGUCAAUGGGACUUUUGGAUAACAGACAGUUCUGGGCAGGCAUCGUUUUCCCAGAUAUCGAGUCCAACAGCUCAGACCUUCCUGCCAAUGUCAACUAUAAAAUUCGCAUGGAUAUAGACAAUGUGGAGCGAACCAACAAGAUCAAAGACGGAUACUGGGAUCCUGGUCCCAGGGCUGACCCAUUUGAGGACCUGCGCUAUGUGUGGGGUGGAUUCUCCUACCUCCAGGACGUCAUCGAGCAUAGCAUCAUUCGCGUGGUCACCGGUAUCAAAGAGAAAACAGGCGUCUACAUCCAGCAAAUGCCGUACCCCUGCUAUGUGGAUGACGUGUUCCUCCGUGUGAUGAGCCGUUCCAUGCCGCUCUUCAUGACGCUGGCUUGGAUGUACUCCGUGGCCAUCAUAAUCAAGGGUGUGGUCUACGAAAAGGAGGCCCGCCUCAAGGAAACCAUGAGGAUCAUGGGACUGAAUAAUGGCAUCCUGUGGUUCAGCUGGUUCAUCAGUAGCCUGAUUCCCCUCCUAGCCAGUUCUGGUCUUCUAGUUCUCGCUCUCAAGAUGGGAAACCUCCUGCCCUACAGCGACCCAGGGGUGAUUUUCCUGUUCCUAGGCUCCUUUGGCGUGGUUACCAUCAUGCAGUGCUUCCUCAUCAGCACUAUCUUCUCUCGUGCCAACUUGGCAGCUGCCUGUGGAGGCAUCAUAUACUUUACCCUUUAUCUCCCUUACGUGCUUUGUGUGGCCUGGGAAGAUUACGUGGGCUUUGGCUCCAAAGUUAUAGCUAGUCUUCUGUCUCCUGUGGCAUUCGGCUUCGGCUGUGAGUACUUCGCUCUGUUUGAAGAGCAGGGCAUGGGUAUCCAGUGGGACAACUUGCUCUCCAGCCCCAUGGAGGAGGACAGCUACAGCCUCACAACUUCCAUCACUCUCAUGUACAUUGACUCCUUCCUUUAUGGACUCUUGACCUGGUACAUUGAAGCCGUCUUUCCAGGCCAGUAUGGGAUACCCCGGCCGUGGUACUUCCCCUUCACUAAAUCCUACUGGUUUGGAGAAAAUACAGACAAACUGGCAGCUGAACUGCAGGGCAAACAUGGAAAUGGAGAAGCUGUCUGUAUGGAGGAGGAACCAGCACACCUUAAACCGGGUGUAUACAUCAAGAAACUAGUGAAGGUGUAUAGCCACGGGAACAAGCUGGCUGUGGAUGGGCUGACCCUUGGCUUUUACGAGGGUCAGAUCACUUCCUUCCUGGGCCACAACGGAGCCGGCAAGACCACCACAAUGUCAAUCCUAACAGGCCUCUUCCCACCAACAUCGGGGACGGCGUAUAUCAUGGGCAAGGACAUCCGUUCUGAGCUGAGUGCGAUACGGCGGGACCUAGGCGUGUGCCCUCAACACAACGUUUUAUUCAGCAUGCUGACCGUGGAGGAGCACAUUUGGUUCUAUGCUCGCUUGAAGGGCCUCUCUGAGGAAGAGGUGAAGGCUGAGAUGGAGCAGAUUGUGUCGGACCUUGGCCUGCCACACAAACGCAAGUCCAGAACUAACCAGCUGUCUGGAGGUAUGCAGCGGAAGCUUUCAGUGGCACUGGCAUUUGUUGGCGGAUCCAAAGUCGUCAUUCUGGAUGAGCCUACUGCUGGUGUAGACCCUUACGCCCGAAGGGGCAUCUGGGACCUGCUGCUGAAGUACAGGCAAGGCCGCACCAUCAUCCUCUCCACGCACCACAUGGAUGAGGCCGACAUCCUCGGGGAUCGCAUUGCCAUCAUCUCCCAUGGCAAGCUGUGUUGCGUGGGCUCCUCGCUCUUCUUGAAGAACCAGUUAGGCACGGGCUACUACCUGACCUUGGUCAAGAGAGACCACGAUCUUUCCCUUAGUAGCUCUUACCGGAACUCAAGCAGCACUGUGUCCUACAUCAAGAAGGAUGACAGUGUUUCCGAGAGCAGUUCUGAUGCAGGCCUCGGCAGUGACCAGGAGAGUGAAACCACCACCAUUGGUAAACUUGGUCUGCUAACAGAACAUUUUUCAUCUAGACUUCAUGUGGGUGGUAAGAGCACUGACGUGAAUUUCUUGAUUAUCUCUUCAGAUGUCUCCAUCAUCUCCAACGUGAUCUUCAAACACGUCCCUGCUGCACGCAUGGUGGAGGACCUGGGUCAUGAGCUCAUCUACGUGCUACCUUAUGAGUCAGCCAAAGACGGAGCCUUUGUAGAGCUUUUCCAUGAGCUUGAUGACCGCCUCUUUGACCUUGGAAUCUCCAGUUAUGGUGUCUCUGACACCACCCUGGAAGAGAUCUUCCUGAAAGUGGCAGAAGAUAGUGGAGUGGACACUGAAAUUGUAUCAGACGGCACUGUCCCAGUGCGCAGAAACCGCAGACAUGCCUUUGGUGACCACCAGAGCUGCCUCCGACCCUUCACUGAGGAUGACGGCUUUGACUGCAAUGAUUCUGAGGGAGACCCAGAAUCCCGGGAGACAGAUUGGCUGAGUGGAACACAUGGCAAGGGGUCGCAUCAAGUCAAGGGCUGGAGUUUGAAGAGACAGCAGUUUGUGGCCUUGUUGUGGAAGCGAUUGCUAUAUGCUCGGCGCUCCCGAAAAGGCUUUUUUGCCCAGAUCGUUCUACCCGCUGUAUUUGUCUGCAUCGCCCUGGUCUUCAGCCUCAUCGUCCCUCCCUUUGGAAAGUACCCUAGUCUGGCCAUGCAGCCAUGGAUGUAUGAGGAACAGUUUACUUUCUUCAGCAACGAUGCCCCCGAAGAUGCCAGCACGCAGUCGUUAUUAAAUGCCUUGACAGAACAUCCUGGGUUUGGAACUCGUUGUAUGGAAGGAGACCCCAUACCGGGCGUCCCAUGUGAGAAUGUCGAUGACGUCUGGAUCACUCCAGAUGUCCCAAGCAGUGUGCAGGAGAUCUUCCUUUAUGGGAACUGGUCCAUGGAGAACCCUUCCCCUUCGUGCGAGUGCAGCUGCGGCAGCCGGAAGAAGAUGUUGCCUGACUGUCCUCCAGGAGCUGGAGGACUUCCACCCCCCCAGAUUAAACUGAGCCAAACUGAUACCUUGCAAAAUCUGACCGGGAGAAAUGUGUCAGACUACCUGGUGAAAACUUACGCUCAGAUCAUUGGAAAAAGUUUGAAGAACAAGAUUGGAGUUAAUGAAUUCAGGUACGGUGGAUUCUCCCUGGGUGCCAGAAGUUCCCAAGUUCUCCCUCCAGCUAAUGACCUGAAAGAUGCAAUCUCCCGCAUCAGGAACACCUUCAGCCUUCGACCGGGGAUGGCAGCCGACCGCUUCCUGAAAAGCUUAUCAGGUUUCAUCCAGGGCCUGGAUACAAAGGAUAACGUCAAGGUUUGGUUCAACAACAAAGGCUGGCAUAGUAUUGGAGCCUUUCUCAACGUGAUAAACAACGGCAUCCUGCGGGCAAACCUCCCUCCGGGUACAGAUCCCAGCAAAUUUGGCAUCACGGCCUUCAACCACCCCCUGAACCUCACCAAGGAGCAGCUCUCACAAGUGGCCCUGAUGACCACCUCAGUGGAUGUGCUGGUGUCCAUCUGCGUGAUCUUCGCCAUGUCCUUUGUGCCGGCCAGCUUUGUGGUCUUCCUCAUCCAGGAGCGUGUCAGCAAAGCCAAGCACAUGCAGUUCAUCAGUGGUGUGCAGCCCUUCCUGUACUGGCUGGCUAACUUCGUCUGGGAUAUGUGCAACUAUGUGGUCCCAGCCACGCUGGUCAUCAUCAUUUUCGUCUGCUUCCAACAAAAAGCCUAUGUCUCCUCCACCAACCUGCCUGCCCUGGCCCUCUUGCUGCUUCUCUACGGGUGGUCCAUCACCCCCCUGAUGUACCCUGCCUCAUUCUUCUUCAAGAUCCCCAGCACAGCCUAUGUGGUGCUUACCAGCAUCAACAUCCUAAUUGGCAUCAACGGCAGUGUGUCUACAUUUGUCUUGGAGCUCUUUGGUGGCAGUAAGUUCGGUGGGGUCAAUGAAAUCCUGAAGAACGUGUUCCUGAUUUUCCCGCACUUCUGCCUGGGCCGAGGCCUGAUUGACAUGGUUAAAAAUCAAGCGAUGGCCGACGCCCUAGAGAGAUUCGGCGAGAGCCGUUUCCAGUCUCCAUUGGCGUGGGACAUGGUAGGCAAGAACCUUUUUGCUAUGGCCCUGGAGGGUGUGAUCUUCUUCUUCAUCACCGUGCUCAUCCAGUACCGGUUCUUCAUUAAAGCCAGGGCAUGGAGCCCCAAACUGAAUUCUUUAGGUGAGGAGGAUGAAGAUGUGGCCAGGGAGAGGCAGAGAAUCCUGAGUGGAGGGGGCCAGUCUGACAUCCUGGAGUUGCGUCAGCUCACAAAGGUAUAUAAGAGGAAGCAGAAGCCUGCUGUUGACCGUCUGUGUGUGGGCAUCCCACGCAGAGAGUGUUUCGGGCUGCUUGGCGUAAACGGUGCAGGGAAGACAAGUACGUUCAAGAUGUUGACCGGAGAUUCGGUGGUGACUAGCGGAGAGGCCUUCCUGGCCGGAAAGAGCGUGCUGACCGAGAUCGAUGAGGUGCACCAGAACAUGGGCUACUGCCCACAGUUCGACGCCAUCAAUGAGCUGCUGACAGGCCGGGAGCACCUGGAGUUCUAUGCCCUCCUACGAGGGGUCCCUGAAAAAGAAGUGUGUGAGGUGGCUGAGUGGGGCAUCCGUAAGCUGGGACUGGUGAAGUAUGUAGACAAGAAAGCAGGAAGCUAUAGUGGAGGGAACAUGCGUAAGCUGUCCACCGCCAUAGCUCUGAUCGGGGGCCCUCCUGUGGUGUUCCUGGAUGAGCCUACCACCGGCAUGGACCCCAAAGCCCGUCGGGCUCUCUGGAACUGCAUCCUCAGUGUUAUCAAAGAGGGCCGUUCUGUCGUGCUAACCUCGCACAGCAUGGAGGAGUGUGAGGCCCUUUGCACGAGGAUGGCCAUCAUGGUGAACGGCAGGUUCCGCUGUCUGGGCAGCGUCCAGCACCUGAAGAACCGGUUUGGAGACGGAUACACCAUCAUCCUGCGGGUGGCAGGACCCAAGCCAAAUCUGGACUUGGUCAUGAAGUUCAUCGAGGGGGAGUUUCCGGGCAGCACGCUGAAGGAGAAGCACAGGAACAUGCUGCAGUACCAGCUGCCGUCUUCCCUCAUCUCCCUGUCCCGCAUCUUCAGCAUCUUGUCCAAGCACAAGGAGCGGCUCCAAAUAGAGGACUACUCCGUGUCCCAAACCACACUAGACCAGGUGUUUGUCAAUUUUGCCAAGGACCAAAGUGACGAGGACCACUCUAAGGACAUUUCCGUGAGCAGCAAAGAUGCUGUGGUGGACAUUUCACAGUGCAACUCCUUCCUGCAAAGUGAGAAGGUGAAGGAGAGCUUUGUUUAACCGGACAGGUUUUCCACUGCCCCUCAGCCGGAGGAAAACUGGAACUGCAAAGGCGACUCUCGGACCAAAAUGAGAGUUUUUUUUUUGUUUUGUUUUUCUUGUGUAUUGAUGUUAUUCUCUUUUAUUUGUUCCUUUUUUGGCAUGAGGCCAUCUGGAGGAGGAACUGAAUGUAGAACCUUCCUGCUGAAAAGGAACACAAUGCAAGUCAAUGCAAAAAAAAUUCCACUUUGGUGUUCACAAGGGAGAGCCUGGUGCCCCCUGUUGGUUGCUGAGGAUAGCGAACACAUAACUUGAAUAUGCUUAUGUUCCUCUGAUUUUCACACGUUGGAAUGUGUGAACAUGGGAGGCCUGCAAUACAGUAUAUCGUGUGUAAUUCCAGUCAGUCUCUGCCCAGUGUUAUAGAGGAACCAGGGCUCACCUCCCACCUUUGGACAAAGAGCAGACGCUGACGUUGAAGAAUAACAAUCAGUCAAAACAAUGCAAGGCCUUAGGGGAAAAGUUAUAAAAUUACAUUGUUCUGUUUGAUUUUUUUUUGUAAUAUGUACUUUCUUUAAUAUUUAUAUGAACAUAAAUAUCUUAACAUUUUUCAAACUCGUUUAUAAAUUUCUGUUGACUGAAAUGUAGCUUAGUUUCCAGUGUCUGGUACAGCGGCUUCCGUCUUGUCUACCACUUCAGUGAAAACGACGUUAGAAGCACACGAAGUACACCUCGGAAUGUACUGUAAAGGAAAAAAAACAUCAUAGGUUUAUAUUUUCGGACCAUAUCUUAUUGGUCAGGAGAACGUCAGAGUUCAAAUUUUUAAAAAUGAAAUUUAAAAUACCUCAGUAAAGGCCAGACUAGUGGCUUUCAGUGCAGUGCAGUGUUUUCUCAGUCGAGAAAGCAACAUGCAAACUAUCGUGUGUAAAUCAGCGAUAGAUUGAAGAGCUGCUGAUGCGGUGAUCAGCGUCGCUCUUACACACACGCAGGACACACAUUCAGGACCUGACCCCUGGUCCCCUCAGUAGCAGCUGGACCUGAGUAUUUCAAUGCCCGUAUUACUGGUGUGUCUUGUGUUUGACUCCUGUGCUGUAACAAGCCAUAAUAUGUGCCAACGCCAUCCUUGGUCCUACACUCCAGUAUAGGGCAUACACUCCAUUUCCACGUACUGCCAUGGUGUGAAUUUUCUCACCUGAACAAGUCCCACCUGAGAUCCAGUGACUCUGGUGGCUGCCGUCCAGCACACUGCAAAUCGCUCCCCCCCUCCAUCACCCACUGUGACCUUUCCAAUGACGUGCCAUUGACAUUGUGUCAUCUAUCCCAUCUGCAUUCAGGAAGGCCUGCUGAGCCAAUCAGAUAAGAAGCUCGCUUCUCAUUGGUCACAUUGUGGUCAGGGCAGUUGUGCCGGUGUUCAUUCCUAGCACUUUAUAGUUCAUGUUUCUUGAAACUUAUUUGUUUAAUUUGCACUGGAGUACCCACAGACAAGAAACAAACAUUCUGUCUUCUGAUUGAUGAAAAUAAUAAAAAAUUCUACCAUGGCCAACCCCUUGCCCUUAUAAUUGUGCAUGGGUUUAAUGUACAAAAAAUUUUGUGGAAAUCUGUUACUUGUCCUGUGCCGUACUUAUUUAUAGAAUAAAACUUGACCAAUAACAGCCA